Messenger RNA from Scaptodrosophila lebanonensis, 321 nucleotides. RefSeq lists its product as uncharacterized. The record is from RefSeq and is a predicted model, not a curated record. NCBI's taxonomy places the organism in Eukaryota, Metazoa, Arthropoda, Insecta, Diptera, Drosophilidae. The transcript has a single exon. The annotation marks the transcript as partial.
AUAGAGUCGUGCGAGCCGGGUGAGGUCUGCAGUGAUGGCCAUUGGUGUAGACCGGAAGGUGAAGCUGAAGCCGGUUGUGAUCGCACGGAAACGGUACCAACGUGUCCACAAUGCUCGGACUCGGUUACUUUCGUCUGCACCAGUCGUACUACCUUCCAAAAGUGCAACGGCAUCGACAUUGACGAGCAAGUCUAUAACUGUCCAGCCAAUAAGGUCUGCGACAUGGCAUCGGGCAAAUUCUGCAUUGAUAUGUGCGGUCAAGUCGGCGCUCUAGAGUGCAAUAUUCCCGCACCCACUACAUAAGUCUUAAGACUAAUUUCA